AUGUCCUCCAACCAUGAUAUCCCCAAGCUCGGCUUCUGGGAAAAAGCAGAUAUACCACUCAUGCGCCUAUCGGUGUUCGCCAACUUGUUGUAUGCUGCUAUUACAGGUGUUUUCCGGGGUAAAGCCAGCCCCAGGCGCUACGAUCAUUAUAUCAUGGCAUCCGUGAUUCGGGGAAUGGUUGAUCGUACUACGGAUCGGCAGAUACAGUACAUCAGCUCCCCAACUUCAGUCGCCUACGCAACCGUCAUGAAGAAGCGCGGUCUUCAACCCGAGACUGUGGCACUCCCACAUGGCGCAGAGGGCCACUGGCUCGGGAAUAAGAACGCUAAGAACGUGAUUAUAUACUACCACGGUGGUGGUUUCGCCAUCCCCGCUACGGCAUCCUAUUUCGAAUUCUGGCUGGACAUGUUGAAGGUCCUGAAUGAAACUGGCCAUGACCUAGCCGUUUUCUUCCCACGGUACACUCUAACCCCACACGCGACGUACCCAACCCAACUCCGCCAAGCCGUAGAGGCCCUGCGCUACAUCAUCAAUGAGACGGGCCGUUCACCAGCAAACGUUGUUAUCGGCGGGGACUCCGCAGGCGGCAACCUAGCCACAGCAACGCUGCUGCACCUUUCUCACCCCCAUGCUGAGAUUGAGCCGUUGGUGCUGUCAGCGCCAUUGGCGGGUGUCUUUGCGUAUGCGCCCUGGGUUAACUUUAGUUCGGAGUGGCCGUCGAUGAAGGAUAAUCGGUGGAAGGAUGUUAUCACAGCGUCGGCUUUGACCAGGUGGUCUGUUGUGUACCGUUCGGGUAAGCCGGCGGAUAAUUGGAAUGAGCCGUUUAAUGCGCCGGCUGAGUGGUGGAGUGGUGCUAAGACGGAGAAGAUUUUGUUUCUUGUUGGUAGCGAUGAGAUCUUGCUUUCGCCUGUCCAGGAGUUUGCGAAGAAGAUCAAGUCUACUUUUGAGGGGAUUACUUGUGUGGUUGGGCAGGAUGAGUCGCAUGACGCGCCGUUCUAUACUAUGGUUAACGAGGAGGCUCAGACUCGGUCGGAGUUGCGACAGUGGUUGGCUGCUCGGCUGUGA
This is a messenger RNA of Penicillium vulpinum, 1065 nucleotides long. Its product is annotated as putative 6-hexanolactone hydrolase. Gene Ontology annotation, molecular function: hydrolase activity. The coding region runs from base 1 to 1065 and encodes 354 amino acids. The transcript has 3 exons. Lineage: Eukaryota; Fungi; Ascomycota; Eurotiomycetes; Eurotiales; Aspergillaceae. The record is from RefSeq and is a predicted model, not a curated record.